Molecule: messenger RNA, 1799 nt
Organism: Hippopotamus amphibius kiboko
Lineage: Eukaryota; Metazoa; Chordata; Mammalia; Artiodactyla; Hippopotamidae
Gene: HORMAD1
Product: HORMA domain containing 1
Exons: 14
Coding region: 1-1185 (394 amino acids)
Source: RefSeq, a predicted model, not a curated record
AUGGCCACUGCACAGUUGGACAGAACUUCCUUGAGUGCAUUGGUAUUUCCCAAUAAGAUAUCAACUGAGCAUCAGUCUUUAGUGUUAGUGAAGAGGCUCCUAGCAAUUUCAGUAUCCUGCAUCACGUAUUUGAGAGGAAUAUUUCCAGAAUGUGCUUAUGGAACAAGAUAUCUAGAUGAUCUUUGUGUCAGAAUUCUAAAAGAAGAUAAAAAUUGUCCAGGAUCUACACAGUUAGUGAAGUGGAUGUUAGGAUGCUAUGAUGCUUUGCAGAAAAAAUAUCUAAGGAUGGUUGUUCUAGCUGUAUAUACCAAUCCAGAAGACCCUCAGACGAUUUCAGAAUGUUACCAAUUUAAAUUCAAGUACAGCAGUAAAGGACCAAUCAUGGACUUCAUAAGUAAAAACCAAAGCAGUGAAUCUAGUAUAUCAUCUGCUGACACCAAGAAAGCAAGUAUUCUUCUCAUUCGCAAGAUUUAUAUUCUAAUGCAAAAUCUGGAACCUUUACCUAAUGAUGUUUGUUUGACCAUGAAACUUUUUUACUAUGAUGAAGUUACACCCCCAGAUUACCAACCUCCCGGUUUUAAGGAUGGUGAUUGUGAAGGAGUGAUAUUUGAAGGGGAGCCUAUAUACUUAAAUGUGGGAGAAGUCCCAACACCUUUUCACACCUUCAAAAUAAAAGUGACCACUGAGAAAGAACGAAUGGAAAAUAUUGAUUCAGCUAUAUUAUCACCAAAAGAAUUAAAAAUACCACUUCAAAAAAUUAUCACGGACAAAGAUGAUUUAGAAGAUGAACAGGAGCAUUAUAUAAGUGAUGAUUUUGACAUUGAAACUAAAAUGGAAGAGCAGAAAAAAAAACCUGGAUCUUAUGAACUUGGAGAACCAAAUUUAGUUUGUGAGGAAGAUGAAAUUAUGAGGUCUAAAGAAAGUCCAGAUCUUUCAAUUUCUUAUUCUCAGGUUGAGCAGUUAGUCAGUAAAACAUCUGAACUUGAUGUGUCUGAAAGCAAAACAAGAAGCGGAAAAGUCUUUCAGAAUAAAAUGGCUAAUGGAAAUCAACAAGUAAAAUCUUCUAAGGAAAAUCGGAAGAGAAGUCAGCUUGAAUUCGGGAAAACAAUUCUUCAUCACUUUGAUUCUUCUGGUCGAGAGUCAGUGCCAAAAAGAAGAAAGUUUAGUGAACCAAAGGGAAAUUAAUAAAAAAAAUUUUUUUCUGCAUGUUUGCAAAGUUCUUCACAACAUUUAAACUAAAGGACACUAUAUUACUUUUUUAAGGUGUUUGCCUUACCUCUGAAAACUUACAUAUAGUCUUCAGCAGUUAGUACACUAAGAUUAAACCUUAGCUGACUAUCAUAUUGUGAUCCUUAAUCUUAUCUGACAUGAAUUCAGGAGAACUUUUGAAUAAAAACAAAGUACCAGUGUCAUAAUUUCUUCUGUUAAUUAUCUACUCAAUAUUGAUCUAUCUUCCAUUUUGGCAGACACUUCCUUUAAACAUAUAUUAACUUUUAAGGCCCUCUAAAGCCAUUUCCUAAAGUAAAUAAUGUUUAUUUUGGUAUUAAAUUUUGAUAGAGAUUCACUUUUUACUUACGUUAAAACUAUACAGUUUAACUGGCUAUGUUUGUCAUUAUGUUGUUAUUAAAACAAUGUUCUUCAGUACUUUGAUAUGGUGUAUUAACAUGAUAAUAUAUAAUGUAAAAUUAAAAUUAAAAAUUGGUGCUUUACCUUUUUUAACAUUUUUUUACUACAAGACAAAAUGACGAUUUUUAAAGUCUGGCAUUUUUGGCAGCAUAAAUAAAAUAUUGUUCAGCAUC